Cynara cardunculus var. scolymus (artichoke) is the source of this 867-nucleotide messenger RNA. RefSeq lists its product as uncharacterized. The transcript has 3 exons. The record is from RefSeq and is a predicted model, not a curated record. The coding region runs from base 1 to 867 and encodes 288 amino acids. Lineage: Eukaryota; Viridiplantae; Streptophyta; Magnoliopsida; Asterales; Asteraceae. Gene Ontology annotation, molecular function: nucleic acid binding. Gene Ontology annotation, biological process: DNA integration.
AUGUGUGAUGCCAGUGACUGGGCAGUUGGAGCCGUUUUAGGUCAAAAGAAAGAAAAUAUUUUUCAUCCUGUUUAUUAUACAAGCAAAACUUUUAAUGAUGCUCAGAUCAAUUACACCACUACUGAAAAGGAAUUAUUAGAUGUGGUUUUUGCUUUUGAAAAAUUCAGAUCCUACUUGAUGGGAACCAAAGUGAUUGUUCAUACUGAUCAUGCUGCCAUUAAGUAUCUUGUUUCCAAAAAAGACGCAAAACCAGGGUUAAUAAGAAAAGGGGUGGAUCAUCAAGUGGCUGACCAUCUGUCAAGAUUAGAAAACAAGACAAACCAUUACAAGGGUAUAUACUUUAUGGGACCUUUUUCUCUAUCCAAUAAUUGUGUCUACAUAUUGGCUGCUGUGGACUAUGUGUUCAAAUGGGUGGAGGCUAUGGCUUGCCAUUCCAAUGAUGCUAAAACAGUUUUCAAGUUAUUACAAAAGCACAUAUUCACUAGAUUUAGUACACCUUGUGCCUUAAUUAGUGAUGAAGGCACUCACUUCAUAAACAACUUGUUAGAAGAAGUUCUUGACAAGUAUGACAUCAAGCAUAGGGUAGCAACUGCCUACCAUCCUCAGACCAAUGGAUUGUCAAAUAGGGAGAAAAAAGGGAUUUUGGCCAAAGUAGUCAAACCACAUAGAAAAGAUUGGGCCUCUAAUUUAGAUGAUGCUUUACGGGCCUAUCGGACUGCCUACAAAACCCCUAUUGGUAUAUCUCCCUACAAAUUGGUCUUUGGAAAAACAUGUCAUUUACCCGUAGAACUGGAGCACAAAGACUAUUGGGCUAUUAAGGAGCUUAAUAUGAAUUUAGAUGAGGCCGGGAGAAAAAGAACCCUGUAA